UGGACGUGGCUGGGGUGAGUGGCAGGCAAUGGGUGACACCCACAUCUAAAUGUUACAGAAUUCUGGGGAAGGAGAGUGUUACAUCUUUUGAGGAACCUUAGCCUUAAACUUUGUUAGUGAGAAGCUCUGGGUGGGGCAGGAGAUAGGGCCAGCCGUCUCUUGGGGCAGAUCAGCUGAUGACCCAACCCACCAAAGCUAGUUAGAGUCCUGUAGCAGUGGAGCAGGAGUGAGAACAACUUCGGGACCACUAUGAGCCAGGAUGGGGUUGGAGGUGCAUAUAAGGCACCCUUGUUUUACUUUCAGAGAGAGAGUUCUUCAGGCCUUCCAAGUGAUUGACAUUUUCAAGCCCGUUAGCCACAGGACAGUGACAGGUUCUGGGAAACAGAUUGCAGCCCCAUAACUUGGUAGCUCACUGUGCAAGGCCACUUCCCCACUCUAGUCCAAAGGUGAAAGCAUACCCUUCUUUCAGUACCUAGCACCUCCCUUCAUGGCUCUUCCUUACUGAGGCCUUCAAGUUCCAGCCAAGGAAAGGCUUGAUCAGGGUAGGUAACUCUCAGCACCAAACCGGUUUUCCCACCUUGACUAGGGCUGGCAUAUUACUUCUGGUAAAUUCCCAAUCCCAGCAUACCCCAGCCACCAAGUUCUCCCUACCCUGGAAUGUAAGGGGGUGGGGGAUAGCCAAGUCACCCUUUGUGCCUUGUUUGCCUUAGGUGCGGGCCAGAAAGGCAGGCCAGAAAGGGUUGAGUCUUUUGUAUUUCUGGCACUAUGGGAUUACCUCCCUUGAAAAUUAGGUUUUUUUUAAAUGCAAACUUUGUUUUUAUUUGUAUCAAGGUAGGGAGGAACUAGGGCCUAUAGCAGCCUAGGCAGGUGUCUCACUGCUGAGCCACACCUCCCUUGAAAGUUUUGAAACAAAGUCAAACAAAGGAGUUGGGAUUCCAUUUGACAUCACUCCUUCCUCUAGUUGGAAUUCUAGAGGAGAGGACCAGAAAGUCUAGGCUACCCAAUGGGCUUACUCUGAAGUAAGUAGGAGGGACCAGUGGCCUUUUCUCUAGAUGCCCUGGCUAAUCCAGGUCCUUUAUCUCAAGUACCAAGUCAAAUCCCUUGGAUCGGUCUCCUUCCAACAAGAAUCUCUUACUGGACUCUGAUUUAACACAAGCUAAUGCUCUUUUUCUGUGCUAAGUGUCAAACACUCAGGUGCCCAUAUGAGGUAACAAAAGCCAAGACAAACAGAGGCAGAGGUUCAGUAAUGUGCCCAGUGCCACAUUAUUAAUCUAUUGGAAGCAAGCUUUCUCCUCAGGCAGGCUCUAGAAGUAUCCCUUUAGUAGUUUGUGUUCCUGCAGAAAUCAGUUUCCAAUCCCGACUAGCCUUAAGAGGGAGACCAGGGCUUGCCAGUGUCUGUAGAAGCUCUUACUUUCAGUGUACGGCCAUCUUGCAAUCCCCUAAACCCAUUAAAUUCAAGAUACUUAUACUUUUAUUCCUAUUUUGUAAAUUACUUUGCAAGUACACCUUUGGGACAAGUAGAUGAAAACGGUUUCCAUUUUACAAAGGAAAUAGGGUUAAGGAAUUAAAUGACCUUCCCUAAGAAAAUGGCCUUGGUCUGCUCUCCCCGGGAGUCUGCGUUACAUAUUGAAAGGUCCAGUAGAACACAUUGCUGAGAUGAGGAAAUGCUAAUGACCCUAGGCCGACAGAGCUUACAGGGAGGGAGUUAUAGAGGAAACGCUGAUAAAUUGCUUAUCGGGCAGGAGAGAUGGUUUAGUGGUUAAGAGUACUGGCUGUGCUUCCAGACGAUCCAGGUUUGGUUCCUAGCACCUGCAAUGGUGGCUCAUCACCAUCUGUAAAGCCAGUCCCAGGGGGAUCCAACACCUGUCCUUUGCGUGCACCAGGUACACACGGUACACAUUUAUCAAUACAGCUAGAACACCCAUACACAUAAGGAAACAAACCAAUAAUUUCAAAAUAGACAACUUAAAACACUAUCUCCGUAUGUAUCAGAUUAGCAGAGCUCUGCCCUGUCCACUCCCACCUUCCACCCCAACCUAGACUUGUCUGGUGAUGCUGCCACGCUACUUCCUUUAGAGCUGAUAAAUGACACAGAAAAGGAAUGGGUUCUGGGGGCAUAGUAGGUUUUCACAAAGCACAGAAUGGUUCAGUGAUUGUGCAGGAGGUGGUGUGGGCAGAUAGGUGAUGCCUUCUUGGGGAGAAAGGAAGAUAUAAAUAAAGCUAACUGCCUUUUCAAAGCCUGGGCCCUGGGGACGGUAACAUAGAAAAACUACAACUCCCAGAAGUCUCUGUUUCUAGGCAAGUAGCGACGGUUGCUAUGGUUUCGGAAAACAAUAUGGCUGCUCCCAGAUGGGAUUUGAGUCUGUGCGGAAUAGGGACCCAAACACCCAUCUGAACGCUCGCAAUUGCGAGAGGAGGCAUUUGAAGGGUUCUGGGGCUAGCGCUGGGCUCUGUCGGGAACGGUGAGGCCUUGCUCUGGAUCCAAUGGAAAGCAGCGUGGAUGAGGAGGCUCUUCACCAGCUGUACCUCUGGGUAGACAACAUCCCUCUGUCCAGACCCAAGAGGAACCUGUCCCGGGACUUCAGCGACGGAGUCCUGGUUGCAGAGCUUAUCAAGUUUUACUUCCCCAAGAUGGUGGAGAUGCACAAUUAUGUCCCCGCCAACUCUCUCCAGCAGAAGCUCAGCAACUGGGGUCACCUGAACAGAAAGGUGCUGAACAAGCUGAACUUCUCCGUCCCAGAUGAUGUGAUGCGGAAAAUUGCGCAGUGUUCUCCGGGGGUAGUGGAGCUAGUGCUCAUUCCAUUGAGGCAGCGCCUGGAGGAGCGGCAGAGGCGCCAGAAGCUGGGUGUUGGCUCCUUACAGGAGCUGGCUCCUCAGGAUAGCAGUGGCUACAUGGAUAUGGGUUUGUCCCAGAAGGUUCGAGGAGAUGCCCCAACCCUAGGAGAACAGCUCAGAGAGGGCCAUCCGCUGGCUCCCCGACCCCCUGGGUAUAACCAGGCGCUGCAGGGGGAUCCGAACUUCGUCCUCCAGAUCGCUGAAAAGGAGCAGGAGCUGUUGGCCUCUCAAGAGACAGUACAGGUCCUUCAGAUGAAGGUGAAGCGUCUGGAACAUCUGCUCCAACUCAAGAACGUGCGCAUCGAUGACCUCUCCCGGCGGCUCCAGCAGGCCGAGCGCAAGCAGCGGUGAGCGGUGCCAGGGCUGCGCGGGGUUUCCCAAUACCCGCCAGAGCCCAGACGCCGCGACCCACCACUCACCUGCGGACGCAGGAUUGGGAGGGCGGAGCGAGCUGCUCGUUAGCGUCUCCGGCAGCUACCGCGCUCCGCUGCAAAGGGUUCGGGCGAACGUGGGGGUGUUCAAAGCCGAGGCCGGGCACUGAUCCUCCUCCUUACACUCCACCUGGGCCAGGAAAAGGACCACUUUCCAGAGCCCAGAAAACCUGUACGAACACACCUCAUGACUUCCCAAAUCGUGUCCUCUUUGAAGCUCCCGGCACUGGGCCUGGAGAGGCGGUCCUCUGGCUCGUUCCACACCCCUAGAACCGGUUCCUUUCUCAGCAUAGAAGAUAGCUUCAUCUCUGUCCAUGCUAAAUCUCCAUGCCCCCCGACACGCGAGAAACUAUCCCCGGAAGCUGAGGAAUUCUCUUGCCCCUUCUGGGUGCCGACCUGGGAUCCUUCUCAGGGCUGGAAAUCACAGCAGCUGGCGAGGAAGGGAUAAGGUGUUGAAGUAGUCGGGAGUAAGGGAGGCAUCCAGCUGUGCAAUCGCUCUCCUCUCAGGGAGCAUUAUCAGGAGUGCCUGGGGAAGACAAGGCAGAGCUGUCUCCAUUAAAGGUGGUGUUGUGCGUUCUU
Messenger RNA from Rattus rattus (black rat), 3845 nucleotides. It is a transcript of the gene Spef1, whose product is annotated as sperm flagellar 1. Gene Ontology annotation, molecular function: microtubule binding. The transcript has 7 exons. The record is from RefSeq and is a predicted model, not a curated record. The coding region runs from base 2485 to 3186 and encodes 233 amino acids. NCBI's taxonomy places the organism in Eukaryota, Metazoa, Chordata, Mammalia, Rodentia, Muridae. Gene Ontology annotation, biological process: regulation of cytoskeleton organization. Gene Ontology annotation, cellular component: axoneme.